This is a messenger RNA of Oncorhynchus masou masou (cherry salmon), 4943 nucleotides long. Its product is annotated as E3 ubiquitin/ISG15 ligase TRIM25-like. The transcript has 2 exons. The record is from RefSeq and is a predicted model, not a curated record. Lineage: Eukaryota; Metazoa; Chordata; Actinopteri; Salmoniformes; Salmonidae. The coding region runs from base 127 to 1749 and encodes 540 amino acids. Gene Ontology annotation, molecular function: zinc ion binding; protein binding.
CAUCUUACAUGGCAGUUUCCUAUAACCCAAGCAACCAUUAGUGUACAACUCUUCACCAUAUCCUAAUUUCUUUCCUCAGUAUGCUCUGAGGCCAGUGUGGAGAAUCAGAGUGAACAAGGAAGGACCAUGCCUCUGUCUAAACCAGAGAAGCUGUUAGAACAUGAGCUCAGCUGCCCUAUCUGCCUAGAGCUCUACACAAAUCCGGUUUAUCUGCCCUGUGGCCAUAACUACUGUCUUGCCUGCAUUAACGCUACAGACGCCAGCAGUGGCGAGAAGAGCCUGCCUCGCUGCCCUGAGUGCAGAGAAGAGUACAGUGGUACAGAGACACUGCACAAGAACUUCAAACUCUGCGGCAUCAUAGAAGGCUACAGGGCCAUUGCGCGAGUGGAGAACCUUGGGAGAGAGCCGCUGGAGGUACGCUGUGACCACUGCCUGGACACAGAGACGUUGGCCAUCAAGACCUGUCUAAAGUGUGAGAUGUCCCUGUGUGCCAGGCACCUGCAGCGCCACACUGAGAGGGAAUCCUUCAGGAGCCAUGACCUGGUGGAGCCCCAGACUAAGCUGGGCCUGAGGAGCUGUGCUAUCCAUGGACGCCUGCUGGAGUACUUCUGUGUCAGCGACAUGACCUUCCUCUGCGCCUCCUGCUUCAUCAAGGGCAGCCACCAGAAUCACGAUGUCCUGACUAUCGAGGUGGCUGAGGAGGAGAUGAGGCGGGUCCUAGAAAGCCGGAGCAAGGAGGUGGCCAACAGGCUGCAGCUGACCGAGACCCUGCUGCAGAGGGCUGCUGAGGACCAGGGCACCUCGGAUGCUGUGGGGGACAAGCUGAUGUCUACUGCUAUGGCCCUGAUGGACAACAUGGCUUGUCUGGUGAGCAGGUACAGGGACAGGAUGAGCCUGCUGCUGGAGGAGGAGAGAGGCCAUCAAAGGAAGAUCUGGCAGAGUGGCCUGGGGCUCCUAGAGGAACAGCAGAAGGAGCUGAUGGAGGCCAACCAGAGCUCUGCCGAGGUCCUCUCAGUGACUGAUAAGCAUCUGUUCAUCCACAGGUUCCUGCUGAUCGAAUCCCAGCUCACGGAAGUGGUGACAGGCACUGUGGCCAGAGUGCUCUCCAAAGAACCUCUCAACACCAAGCGGCUUCAAGCCAGCCUGAGGAUGAAUGACUUCAGGGCAGAGAUGGGGCAACUCCUCCAGGCCCUCAAUGUCCAGCUCAACCCUCUGGAGUUGACCUUCAACAUCACCACAGCGCACCCCAGCCUGCUGCUCUCCAACGACCUGCAGACAGUCAAGUACAUUGGCAUCAAGCAGGCCUCCACUGAUAACCCAGAGAGGUUCAGUACCGUGCCCCAGGUCCUCUGCUCCCAGAGCUUUACAGGUGGGGAGCACAUCUGGGUGGUGGAGGUGGGCGACCAGAGCAUGUGGUCAGUGGGCUUGUGCUACAAGAGCGUGCCCAGGAGGGGUGACCACAGCCGGCUGGGCCACAACCCAGUCUCCUGGCGUCUGCAGUGGAAGAACAAGAAGCUGACGGCGUGCCAUGCCUCCUCAAACAUGACGCUGGUUGAAAAGACCAAUCAGCCGCUGAGGGUGGAGGUGGCACUGGACUAUGAGGGGGGCACACUGAUCUUUCACAGCACCAAGGGCUGUCGGGAGCACCUGCACACGUUUAGGGCUGUGUUCAGAGAACCUGUGUACCCUGCGUUCAGCAUCCACUCCACCACAGCACAGUCCUGGAUCACCCUCCAGAGUGGAGUGUGACACCUCAGCUUCCCUGUAUGUCCAUGUAUUAACCUUGAAGUGCCUUUGUUACUAACGAACCCAAUCAAUAUCUGUAAAUUAUUCUAGUAAUGGAUCUUAUCACCAAACGUGAGUAAAUUCUAAUGAAACAGAAUGUAAUUGCCUCUUAAAAUAUACAGUAGAAUCUGAAUUAAAAUGUAGUUCAGGCAGGUCCUUAUAUUGCUGUUUCAUGCAUACAUUACAUACACGAUUAGACGUAGUAAGUACAGAUAUGUAUUGCUAUUCGUAACUAAAGGAAUGUAAUUUAGUUAUUUUGUAAAGAGACGUGACUCUAUUUGAUCUUACCUGACAAAAAUGAGUGUUGCAUUGUUUCAUUCAGACCAUACGUCUCUGUGGUUUUACAUUGAGUUGUUUUAGAGUUGAUACUUAUUCAUCAAUGUACUAUAGUAGGCCAGGCCUACAGCACAUGUGAAUAUUGGAUACUUUAUAUUUGUAUUUGUUUCAGGGACCAGAUGAAACGAACAUGUGUGAUUUGUAAUUGUAUUUGAAAAUCAGUUCACUUUGGAUUCAUACACAAUAAACAGCUAUAAGGCAAUGAUACUGCACUUUGUGAAUGGAUUCAAAGUGGUUGUUGAGGAAAGACUUGAUCUUCAGGGGAGACACAAUGCUCAAUGCUUAUCUUACAAAUAAACAGUGGUGGAAAACAGAUGUCAUACUUGAGUAAAAGUAAAGAUAAAGUACAUCAAUAGAAAAUGACUUAAGUCAAAGGGAAAGUCACACAGUAAAAUACUACUUGAGUAAGUCUAAAUGUAUCUGUUUUUAAAUGUACUCAUGUACAGUGGUGGGAAAAGUCUUCAGUCAUACUUGAGUAAAAGUAAAACGUAAAAGUAAAUGCUAUACAUCAAAUGUCUUAUAUUAAGCAAACCAGACGGCACAGGGGCACACUCAGACAUCAUUUACAAACUCAGUAUUUGUGUUUAGUGAGUCCGCCAGAUCAGAGGCAGUAGGAAUGACAAUGUUGCAAUAUUGCUGUCCUGCCUCAGCAUUUGAAAUGUAACGAGUAGUUUUGGGUGUGAGGGAAAAUGUAUGGCUGUAAAAUGUACAUCUUUUCCUUAAGAAUCUAGUGGAGUAAAAGUAAAAAGUACAGAUACCCCCAAAAAACAACUUAAGUAGACAUUUUAUGAAGAUAUUUCCAAGGCUUCAGAAGAUUUAACCUGUAUAAAUUAAAUGAGCAAAAUGAUGUAUGUCCACAGUUCAAAUGUUGAAGUCAGUAACUUAGUAGGACAGAGGGUGUGAAAGAGAUGACUCUAGCAAAGCUUUCCAGGAAUAACAUCCCAUGAGGCCCCACUCUGAAAGGUGAAAACAGUUUAACAGUUGUCACUUUCACAUGCUGUACCCAUCUUCAAUUAGAACAACCAAUCGACCUUGACAAACCAACGUAAAUACAUUGGACAUUGUCAAAGACUCCAGUCACUAAAGUCAUAGACUAUAUUCUCUCUGCUAAUGCACAGCAAGCGAUACCGGAGCGCCAAGUCUAGGACCAAAAGGCUCCUUAACAGCUUCUACCCCCAAGUCAUAAGACUGCUGAACAAUUAAUCAAAUGGUCACCCAGACUAUUUACAUUGAUCCCCCCCCUCUUUGUUUUUACACUGCUGUUUAUUAUCUAUGCACAGUCCCUUUACCCCUACCCACAUGUACAAAUUCCCUCGACUAACCUGUACCCACGCAUAUUGACUCGGUACCGGUACCCCCUGUAUAUAGCCUCAUUAUUGUUAUUUUAUUGUGUUAGCUUUUAUUUUAAUUUAUUUCAUAAAUAUUUUCUCAACUCUAUUUCUUGAACUGCAUUAUUGGUAAUGGAUUUAUAAGUAAGCAUUUCACAGUAAGGUCUACACCUGUUGUAUUCCGCGCAUGUGACAAAUAAGAUUUGAUUCGAACACAAAUAUAAACACAACAUGUAAAGUGUUGGUCCGAUGUUUCAUGACCUGAAAUAAAAUUGUCCAUAUGCACAAAAACCUUACUUCUCUAAAAUGUUGUGCGCAAAUUUGUUUACAUCCCUGUUAGUGAGCAUUGUAUCCUUUGUCAAGAUAAUCCAUCCAUCUGACAAGUGUGGCAUAUGAAUAAUCUACGGAGGAGUAUUUCUGUCUAUAAUAAAGUCCUUUGUGGAGAAAAUCUCAUUCUGAUUAGUUGGGCCUGGCUCCCCAGUGGGGUCUUCUUGGCUCCCAAGUGGGCUGGCCUAUGUCCUCCCGGGCCCACACAUGGCUGUCUACAUCCCUGUUAGUGAGGAUUGUAUCCUUUGUCAAGAUAAUCCAUCCAUCCAUCUGACAGGUGUGCCAUAUGAAGAAUCUACGGAGGAGUAUUUCUGUCUGUAAUAAAGCCCAUUUGUGGAGAAAAUCUCAUUUGGAUUAGCUGGGCCUGGCUCCCCAAUGGGGUCUUCUUGGCUCCCAAGUUGGCUGGCCUAUGUCCUCCAGGGCCCACCCAUGGCUGCGCCCCUGCCAAGUCAUGUGAAAUCCAUAGAUUAGGGCCUACUGAAUUUAUUUCAAUAGACUGAUUUCCUUAUAUAAACUGUAACUCAGCAAAAUCUUUGAAUGUUGUAUUUAUAUGUUGCGUUUAUAUUUUUGUUCACGAUACAUUUCUCACACUAAAGAACCUGGCAGGCAAAAAUAAUCUCUUAAAGGGACAUGCUGGUGAUUGUCCUAAGGCUACAAUGUACUAAAAUGACCAAUAAAGAAUAAUCACAUUUGAUUGUUAACCAAUGUUUGCCUCAAUGUCCACUGUUGAUUUCAGAAAAGCAAAACAGACAUUCAUCCUUAUGAAAGCCCUUUUACAAAAAGUCCCACUGUACCAUACAAAUCACCACACCCUGUCUCAGGGAUGGCUAUCUCUGGAAAUUAUUUUUUGUCUCUACUGAGUUAGGAAAUCCGCUUUUAGUUUUCUCGCACCUUAUUUGUGGAACAAUCUUCAAAAUGUUCUUACAUUUUUUGUUCUGUUUUUUGUUUGUUUGUCUAGGCCAAUUCAGAAAGCUGACUGAGGACUUUAUUGCUGAUUAAUGUGUUUGUUUUUUAUGACCAUAUUUUUCUUUCUGCUUGCAUUUUGUGUUUAUAUUUUCAUGUGUAUUUUCUGUCAUUUAUGUAACUUAGGGCUCAUCUAUAAAAAAUACCUUGGUCUCAGAAUGACUCCCUGAUAAAAUGAAGGUUAAAUAAAUAUAAAAUGAUUAA